CCCAAUCUCUCCUCACAGUCCACAGUCCACCGUAAGCUAAAGCCAGCAAGCGCCGACCAUCUUCAUCAAGGCAUGGACAUGACCGGCUCCGAGCAAUGGAGUUCCCCUUCCUUGUCGUCAUCCUCGCACGAGCAAGGGGCGGCGGUGUGGGUGACCCCGCCGAAGCGCCCCGCGGGGAGGACCAAGUUCAAGGAGACGCGCCACCCGGUGUACCGCGGCGUUCGGCGCCGCGGCAACGCCGGCCGAUGGGUGUGCGAGGUGCGCGUGCCCGGCCAGCGCGGCGAGCGGCUCUGGCUCGGUACCUACCUCACCGCCGAGUCUGCCGCGCGUGCGCACGACGCCGCCAUGCUCGGGCUGCUCGGGCACUCGGCCUCCGCCUGCCUCAACUUCGCCGACUCCGCGUCGCGCCUCCGCAUGCCGCAGGCGCUGUCCGAUUUGGCGGCCGUCCGACGCGCGGCCCUCGCCGCCGUCGCGGGCUUCCUGCGCCGUGAGGCCGCCAGCGGUGCUGCCACCGUCCCAGAAGAGGAGGCCAUCUUCAGCGCGUCCGCAGACAAUGCCGACAGCUCGUCGGCGACUGUGCAGCCUUAUGCCGAUGGCGAUGGGACAUUCGAGGUGCCGGCCGCUCUGGGCAGCGACAUGUUCGAGCUGGACAUGUCCGGGGAAAUGGACCUGGGCACGUACUACGCGGACCUCGCGGAGGGACUGCUGCUGGACCCGCCGCCGCCCGAGCACACCAGCGCGUGCUGGGACACCGGAGACGGCGGAGCUGACCCCGCGCUCUGGAGCUACUGAAUACUCUACCCAGCAGCUUUGACCAUGGGAAUGGAACAAAUUAAGCACUGGAGCUGCUCCCGGUCAGCAUAAUAAAAUCUGUUGAACUUAAACGCAUCAAAUCAUAUGACAUGCAUGCAAGCGAUGCAGUUCUAAGCAUCACACAGGAGAAAGAAAAUGACACAUGAGAUGACGAGAGGACAUCACUGCUGGAUGAAUAGUGGACUAGUGACGAUGAUCCCGGACAAACAGACGGACAGCGAGAGGAUUCCAAAAAAAAAAGGGUACUAUCACUUUAUGUGUGGUGACUAUAAGAGCAUCCCCACUCGUUGGCGCUCCCCACGCCCAAAUCCGGCGAAAUUUUUGUCCGGAUUGGAGGAAGAUUUGGCGUGGGGGGCAGUAUAUUUCCAGUCGUGUGCUCCCCAAGCGGCGUUUCUCGGGGAAAAAGAGGACGGCUCGGGGAAUCCGGACGAAAGAGGAGACACGUGGGCGUGGGCGGUUGGUUUAGCUUCAUCCGGAGUCCCCGAGCGCUCCCCGGGGGGCCGGGGAUGGCAUGGGGAGUCCGGACGAAAAUAGGCUCAAAUCCGGAUCAAAACGAGGAACCGGGGGCCUGACUGGGCCGUUUUUCGCCGUCCGGAUGAAAAAAAGUGGCCGUGGGGGCUCUGCGGGGAGACGAGUGGAGAUGCUCUAACUGGCAACCACACGAGAAAGAUCAACGCCUGUUAAUCAGACAGAGGUGGUCCAAGUACGCUAAUUCAGAAGGUGUGGCUUAGGCCCAUCCAGUCUACUGGAUCCUUGGGAUCUUUUCCAGAUUUCAUGUCGAAAUCAUCAUGGCCACGCGAGCUGACGCGGCGAUUCAGUCCAGCUCUGCGCGUCCCAGCUUCCUAAAUCGCGGGGCCACAAGGCGAGAUGGCCAGAGCUAGCUGACGUGCCAGGUACUUUUUUCUUUCUGGAAGAUGACAUGUCAAGUUAGACACUUUAAGAUGUGUGACUAUGGAAAUGAUUACUCUCAAUCAAAAGGAUAUUUUCUGUUAUUGAUUGUGACAUUUUCACCUCUCAAUCAAAGCGGCGGACACUGGAACA
This is a messenger RNA of Lolium perenne, 1854 nucleotides long. RefSeq names its product dehydration-responsive element-binding protein 1H-like. Gene Ontology annotation, molecular function: DNA binding; DNA-binding transcription factor activity. The record is from RefSeq and is a predicted model, not a curated record. Gene Ontology annotation, biological process: regulation of DNA-templated transcription. Lineage: Eukaryota; Viridiplantae; Streptophyta; Magnoliopsida; Poales; Poaceae.